Monosiga brevicollis MX1 is the source of this 1607-nucleotide messenger RNA. RefSeq lists its product as uncharacterized. The transcript has 2 exons. The coding region runs from base 11 to 1471 and encodes 486 amino acids. Gene Ontology annotation, molecular function: G protein-coupled receptor activity. Gene Ontology annotation, cellular component: membrane. The record is from RefSeq and is a predicted model, not a curated record. Lineage: Eukaryota; Choanoflagellata; Craspedida; Salpingoecidae. Gene Ontology annotation, biological process: adenylate cyclase-activating G protein-coupled receptor signaling pathway; cell surface receptor signaling pathway.
CGCUUCCUCAAUGCAGGCCAUGCAGCUCAAGGGCGACUUUUUCGACCUCUUUGCUGAUGAGUUGGACGGCACAGUUUCGGUCAUGCUUUUUGGCACGUCCAGCUUUUUUCAUGCCAAUGCCACGGUUUUUGGUGACAACGUCAUCUCCGUCAGUGUUGGUGGCAACGCCAUCAACUUGUCCGAUUAUGGCACGGAUGUCUUUGAGUACAUGCAGGACAUCAGCACACUCGAUGCCGACCAGUCCUUGAUCUGCACCUAUUGGAAUUUCACAAUGGGAUCGUGGGCACAAGACGGCUGUCGCGCGGAAACGGUCAAUGCCACGCAUACGCGGUGUAUUUGCCGACACUUGACCAACUUUGCGUCCAUCGUCACACUUGAGUCUGGCGGUGGUGCCGGCAACGGCGAUGGUGGUGAAAAUGGCACUAAUCCAAACGGCGGGACGCUUAGCAGCACCGACGCAUACACGCUCGGUGUCAUUUCUUAUAUUGGCGUGAGCUUGUCUACGGCAGCCUGCAUCGUCAUGCUGGUGGCGUUGGCGACCGGCUGGACCCGCCUGCGCGUGUACCAAAAGCUGAUUGCCCCUCUCAGCGUGUUUCUGGUCGUGACACAACUUUUGUUCAUCACGGCGGCCGGCUCUGACACGCUGGUCGAAGCCACGGGGGUGUCAGACUCGUGCCGGGUGGUGGCGGCCCUUCUUCACUACAUGGUGUUGGCGACAUUUGCCCUCUUUUGUUGCGAGGCAUCCGAGCUGUACUUUAACUUUGUGCGCGUGUUCGGGGCGGGCGAGACCCAGCGUUUUCGCGUCCAAACCUAUGUGGCCGUUGUCCUCCUGCUACCCUUGAUCAUCGUGCUUAUCGGCGUGCUUGGCUAUGAAGAUGACUAUGGUACCACCGAGUACUGCUGGCUUCGAAACGAGUCCACGGCGGCUUACCUGUUGUGGGUUCCCAUGGGCGUCAUGCUACUCAUCAACCUGACCAUCAUGGUACGCGUGCUGCGCAAUAUCUCCCAACAUGCAGCCACAUCUGAGGUCAAUGUCAAACUCUUGGCCCUGGGCUUCUUGUCCUUCUCCGCACUUUUGGGUGUCGGCUGGGUGUGUGGCCUGUUGGCAGCAGCUCUGGAUUCAGUGGCGCUGCAAUACCUCUUUGCCAUCUUCAGCACCUUUCAGGGUGUAGCCAUCUUUGUGUUUUACUUCUUGCGUGAUCGCGGCUUCCGCCGCUACGUGAGCAUUGUCUGGUGUGAUGCGCGACUCCGCCGCAAGCUACCCAAUCAUCAUGUGGGCUUCUCUGACGUGCUGACGAUAUCUUCGGCCGCUACGGACUCGUCGCAAGUUCGCAGCUCGACAGCUGAGAAUGGCAUGCCGAGUCGUGCGAAGCACGGGCCUCCGCUCGGCUCACCCGUGCUUAUUCGUCAGCAAUCUGUGCUGAACUCUCUGUCGACGCUUUCGCCGUCUUCACACGAGACAGAGUUUUAAUUUGUAGCCGCCAAGCGGCUUUGCUACUAAUUGUGCCUGCAUGGGGAUUUACAUGACACGUUGUUAGUUAGUCGUGUCACACCUGUUUGUGUUCCUGUUGAGUUUUUCAUUGCUCACCAAUUGACAUGAUGAUGAG